CAGCUCUGUAGCAGCUACCUCUUGCUGAGCUGUGGCCACGAUGCAGCACCUAGAGGAAGAUCUGACUAUUCUUGGAGAAGCAGAUGAUAUCUUCUGUGAAGUGGCUCAACGCAAUCUUUGUGCUCUGUUUCCUGGGAUGAAAGAAGUAGGAUUCAUCUCUUGCUGCUCCCAGUCAACAACAGCUACAGGAAUAUCUUCCAGGCUCCCGGAAAUCAUGUCAGUAGGAUCACAGUCAUUCUCCCCAGGUGGUCCCAAUGGGAUUAUUAGAAGUCAAUCCUUCGCUGGCUUCAGCGGUCUUCAAGAAAGACGAUCCAGGUGUAACUCGUUUGUUGAAAAUUCCUCUGCACUUAAGAAGCCCCAAGCAAAGGUGAAGAAAACGCACAAUUUGGGGCAUAAGAACAGCACCGCCUCCAAAGAGCCCCAGCCUAAAAGGAUGGAAGAGGUCUAUAGGGCCUUAAAGAAUGGAUUGGACGAGUAUCUGGAAGUUCACCAGACAGAGCUGGAUAAGUUAACUACUCAGUUAAAAGACAUGAAAAGAAACUCGCGGCUGGGAGUGCUGUAUGAUCUAGACAAGCAAAUCAAAGCGAUAGAAAGAUAUAUGAGAAGGCUGGAGUUCCACAUUAGUAUGGUGGAUGAGCUGUACGAAGCCUAUUGUAUCCAAAGACGUCUUUGUGACGGUGCCUGCAAAAUGAAGCAAGCAUUUGCAAUGUCACCCGCCAGCAAAGGUGCUCGAGAGAGUUUGUCUGAAAUCAACAGAAGUUACAAGGAAUACACAGAGAACAUGUGUACCAUUGAAGGAGAGCUGGAAAACCUAUUGGGGGAGUUUUGCAUCAAGAUGAAAGGUCUGGCUGGUUUUGCUCGUCUUUGUCCUGGAGAUCAAUAUGAGAUUUUCAUGCGUUAUGGCCGCCAGCGAUGGAAAUUGAAAGGCAAAAUUGAAGUGAAUGGCAAGCAAAGCUGGGAUGGAGAAGAAAUGGUUUUCCUCCCUCUUAUUGUUGGGCUGAUCUCCAUUAAGGUCACAGAAGUUAAAGGACUUGCUACUCACAUUCUAGUGGGAAGUGUUACCUGUGAGACAAAGGACUUGUUUGCAGCUCGGCCUCAGGUGGUUGCUGUUGACAUUAAUGACCUUGGCACUAUAAAGCUGAACCUUGAAAUUACCUGGUACCCAUUUGACGUUGAGGACUUGACCCCAUCCACAGGCAAUGUGAACAAAGCAUCUGCUCUUCAAAGAAGAAUGUCCACGUAUAGCCAAGGGACUCCAGAAACCCCCACCUUCAAGGAUCACUUAUUCUUUAAAUGGCUACAUCCUCUGCAAGACAGGCCGCAGUUGUCAGUUUUAGAUACUCUGCAAGACACUUUCUUUGACAGGCUGCAGCGCAGUCGCUCUUUCAGUGACCUGCCAUCUCUCAGGCUGAGGCCUAAAGCAGGGCUAGAGCAAUAUUCCAAUUCGCCAGACGACAUCUUUGAAAAUGGGAUGGCAGCCAAUGAGAAAAGACCACUAUCUUUCAGUUUUGGCGAUAUACCAAAUGGAGAUUGUGCUCCCCCACCCAGCACUGUAGAUCCCUCCUCUGCCCUUAACCCUUCCAGUCCUGAAAUUACUGUCACACCUCCAGAGCACAAAUCCUCAAAUAACCCAACGACGGACAGUUCCAGCACAAACUCGUCCCUGGACUCUACACCUGAGUCAAAAGACUUGAAGUCACAGCCAGCGCAUACACCAGUACAUGAGAACAAGAAAAGUUCCAGAGUAGCCUCUGAAGUUCACCAAAAGCCUCCAGGCCCUGGGAGUGAUAACCUGUUUAUAGAUUCUAGUGUCCCCGUGUCACUUCUACAAGAGACCGAUGAAGUGUCAGAGCUGAAACCGGUCGAACUGGACACCUAUGAAGGCAACAUCACCAAACAGCUGGUAAAAAGGCUCACCUCCACAGAGGCUCCAAUGACACCUGAAAGGCUGCAGUGUGAGGGAUCAAUAAGUGGCGAAUCAGAAGGAUAUAAGUCUUAUUUAGAUGGAAGCAUAGAAGAUGCCUUUCAGGGGCUUCUCCUAGCACUUGAGCCACAUAAAGAACAGUAUAAAGAAUUUCAUGACCUGGACCAACAGGUGAUGCAUCUGGACGAUAUUCUCAAAUGCAAGCCAGCAGUAAACCGAAGCAGGUCCUCCAGUGUCAGUCUAACAGUUGAAAGUGCUUUAGAAAGCUUUGAUUUCCUGAACACCUCUGACUUUGAUGAUGAGGAUGGUGGAGGUGAUGAGGUUUGUAAUGGUGGAGGAGGUGCUGACUCAGUAUUUUCAGACACCGAGACUGAAAAGACUAGUUACAGGUCAGAUCACCCAGAAGCCAGAGGGCACCUCAGUGAAGCUUUGACUGAAGACACAGGAGUUGGGACCAGUGUAGCUGGAAGUCCUCUCCCACUGACCACAGGGAAUGAGAGUCUUGAUAUCACAAUAGUUAAGCAUUUACAGUACUGUACACAGCUCAUUCAGCAAAUUGUGUUCUCCAGUAAAACUCCAUUUGUUGUAAGAAACCUCCUGGAUAAGCUGUCCAAGGAGAUCGUAGUAGUUGAGAACCUUGCAGAGAUCAGCAGUGAGAACAUGGGGAACGUCAUCUCUGUAACUGAAGCAAUUCCAGAAUUUCAUAAGAAGCUAUCACUGCUGUCUUUCUGGACUAAGUGCACGGGUCCCACAGGGGUGUAUCAUACCUCUGCAGACAAGAUGAUAAAACAGCUGGAUGUCACUUUUGCCACAGCUGUGAAUGAAGAGUGCCCAGGACUAGCAGAAACAGUAUUCAGAACCCUGCUGUCUCAGAUCCUCGACCGAAGAGAACCAGUCCUCUCAUCCAGUCUGUCCUCUGAAAUCCUAACAGUUUUUCAGUAUUACAAUUAUUUUGCCAGCAACAGCGUUAGCGACCUUGGAAGCUAUUUGUUGCAACUUGCAAAAGAAGCCUCAGUAGUUCAGAAGCUGCAGACCUUAAGAGAUGAAAAAUGGCUACAGAACAUAGCUGAGCUAACCUCCAGCAGUCUUCCACCUCAGCAGGAAGUACUGAGGUCCUUGGCUUUACUUCUAACUGAAAAUAAAAAUGAAAUUGGCGAGGCUGUGACAUUACUCUUGUCAGCUUCAGCAGAAAACAAGCAUUUCAGGGAGAAGGCUUUAAUUUACUACUGUGAAGUGCUAACACAGCCUAACCUCCACCUACAGAAAGCAGCUUGCAUGGCACUGAAAUGCCUUCAGGCUACUGAAAGUAUUAAAAUGCUAGUUACUCUCUGCCAAUCUGACAAUGAAGAAAUCAGAAAAGUAGCAUCUGAAACCCUUCUCUCUCUUGGUGAAGAUGGGCGACUGGCAUAUGAACAGCUGGAUAAAUUUCCUCGGGAAUUUGUUAAAGUUGGAGGCCGUCGGGGGACUGAAGUUGCCACAGCUUUUUAGAUGCAAGAUAAUCUACCUAACAGUUAACAGUCAUUAUGACUGUUCACAUUAACUGGAAUGGUGCUGUAAUUCAACUGCUUUAAUAAAAAAAAAAACAAAAAAAACUUUUGAAGAAUUCUAAAGAAUGUCCUGAAAGUUAGCAAUUUAUAGACUUUUUAAGAAAAAAAAAAAAGUGUAAAUUCCAGUUAUUGAGUUCCUAUUGGCUUUUCUUCCUAGCUUAUGAUAGAACAGUUGUAUGUUGAAGAUAAUGCUUCUUCAAGUGUUUCAGAGUAAAUGAUGUAGUAAAUCAGUCUCAGCAAACUUCUAUAUAAGAUUUUAGAAUUCAGCAUCUUCAUAUUUUUACACAAUUUUGCACUUGUUUUAUUGAAGUUGUUGUGUAAGCUUGAAAUGUGAUGCUGCAUCUAAAAAGGAAAGGUAGGGAAUUACAAAGUGGAAAAGUGGAACUACAAAGCAGCUUUCGCUCCACAUUGCGCUAAGUGUUGGAUGCCUUGCAGGGUUCCUAGCAGCAUUAUAUCAGCCUGGACUGAAACUCAGCUACCCAGAUUGAUUUUAACGACGAAAUAUAGAUCAAGUUUCUUCAAAUCAAGUUUUGCCUCCAGAAACAACAGGCUGUAAACCCCAGGAGAUGUUAUUUCACUGACUCAUUUUAAAUGCCUCUACUGGUCUUUUAUUUCCUCCCUCUCACCCGCCAGUAAUGAACCAUGAUUAAUCUAGGGAUUUGCUUGUGCUAUCAAGCAAUUACGUGGGUUUUACAGAAAUAAAUGGAAGGUUACAUGUGCUCAUUGUUCAAAAAGAAAAAAGAAUAUAAUACAAUUGCCUGAAUCCUUGAAGCCAUUUUUGUUUCCUAGGUUACAAGAAGGAGUGGGCUACAUGCACUCUGGCUAGUGCAUAGCAGCUUGCUAUAGAGUAAUUUCAGUAUAAAGAAUUAAAGCAAAGUAAAGAGGACCUUGGAACUGUUAAAGACAGGGUGCAAAUAAAAGUGUUUCCUCCCCCUCCAACUCCAAGUAUGAAAGACUGAGUGCUUCAAGCUAUUGAUUAUAGCCCUUAAGUUAACGGACGAGGUGAGUGUAAUUUAACAGAAGAGCAUUGUUGUACUGCAGCACAUCUGACAUGAAAUACUAUUUAGAUGUUAAUUAAAACAUCCAGCUUCUGAUAGACUAUACAGAAAAGGAUCACUAAAAGUUCACUUCAAAAAGAAGCCUUUUGCGCCAAAUACAGUGGCAGACAGUUUUUCUGACUGUGAAUGUUAGCAACAAUGUACAUACAGCUGUAUAUUUAUAAAUAUAUAUAUAUAUAUAUUCUUCCUGUAAUUAAAGGUACAUUUGUACAGUCUGAAAUAUUUACUUGUUUACUGAAGGAAAUAGGCUCUUUUUACAGAUGGUUAAAUAACCAUGUCAUGGUUUUUAUAUCACAGCUACUGCAUGAGCUGAUUCUCCCAUCAUGUUCUUUUGUUCUGACAUCUGCUUAUUUUUUGCCUUCUAGUUUUGUGGCAUUUGUACUCAUAUUUCCUAUCAUCGUUAAGUUAUAAUAAAGAAUAUUUUUAAUCACUAAA
Molecule: messenger RNA, 4964 nt
Organism: Chelonia mydas (Green sea turtle)
Lineage: Eukaryota; Metazoa; Chordata; Testudines; Cheloniidae
Gene: RIPOR2
Product: RHO family interacting cell polarization regulator 2
Exons: 24
Coding region: 41-3412 (1123 amino acids)
Source: RefSeq, a predicted model, not a curated record